This is a messenger RNA of Dicentrarchus labrax (European seabass), 8584 nucleotides long. It is a transcript of the gene slc8a2b, whose product is annotated as solute carrier family 8 member 2b. The transcript has 18 exons. The coding region runs from base 656 to 3631 and encodes 991 amino acids. Gene Ontology annotation, biological process: calcium ion import across plasma membrane; cell communication; sodium ion transmembrane transport. NCBI's taxonomy places the organism in Eukaryota, Metazoa, Chordata, Actinopteri, Moronidae. Gene Ontology annotation, molecular function: calcium:sodium antiporter activity. Gene Ontology annotation, cellular component: postsynapse; axon; sarcolemma. The record is from RefSeq and is a predicted model, not a curated record.
CGCGCCCCCGAGGACAAACCGCGGCACCCCGCCCGUGUGUGUGUGUGUGUGUGUGUGUGUGUGUGUGUGUGUGUGUGUGUGUGUGUGUGUGUGUGUGUGUGUGUGAGGGACCGCAGGGAGGGGGGGCGCGAGUGUAUGUGUGCAGUUUGUACGUGUUGGUGUGUAGGGGCGAGAGAGAGGGAGAGAGAGAGAGAGAGAGAGAGAGAGAGAGAGGGGAGGCGAGCAGCGGGGACCGAGCGGCGGAGCGCAGUACCGAGGACAGUUUUCUCUCCCAGUCUUUCACACUAACAUCAGAUACUAUGCUUAUCGCUUCGUGUGCGGUCUGCUGGCAGUAGAACAGAAGGAUCUUAAACUGAGUGACUGACUGACGGGACCUCACAAUCAGCUCCUGAACACUUUCCUCCUCUUCCUCCUGCUCUCAUCAGUGGCAGCUGAACCCCCACAACCACAUGAGUUUGGUUUGGCCUGCCAGUGAGUAGGAGCUCUAUGUGGAUCAAGAGUUAAAUAAGGAGCACCUGAGACUAGUGGUGAGCCAGUCACACCACCCUCAGCUCUACCCAGCGCCUCCCCCUCCCACCUCCCUCUUCCUCAGCCUAAUCCCGUAACCCUCUGCCUCACCCUUUCCUCCCACUUCUCGUGGGAACCACGCGCCGCCAUGUCUAUCUUGGCCUCCCCCGCCCCCUUCCUCCUCCUCCUCCUCCUCUUCCUCCUCCCACUGCCUCCCUGCCAGCCUGAGUCCCAGCGCAGCGUGCCCAGUGGUGACCCCGACCUGCGAGUGGUCUCGCCCUCCAUGUUCCCCUCCUCCUUCGCACCUUCCAUUUCUUAUGGCAACAGCAACGCGUCUAGCAGAAGAGAGAAGUGUGACGAAGUGCCGGUGUGCAGACCCGGCAUCCUGCUGCCCGUCUGGGAGCCCAACCAGCCCAGGCUCGGCGAACAGGUGGCCAGAGCUGUGGUUUACUUUGUGUCACUCAUGUACAUGUUCCUGGGAGUUUCCAUCAUCGCUGACCGCUUCAUGGCGUCCAUAGAGGUCAUCACCUCACAGGAGAAGGAAGUGACCAUCACUAUGCCAAACGGGGAAACAUCAGUGGCGACGGUUCGAAUCUGGAACGAAACAGUGUCCAAUCUGACACUCAUGGCUCUCGGCUCCAGCGCUCCGGAGAUACUGCUGUCUGUUAUAGAGGUGUGUGGUCACAAGUUCGAGGCUGGUGAGUUGGGACCAGGAACCAUCGUGGGCAGUGCCGCCUUCAACAUGUUUGUGAUCCUCGGAAUCUGCGUGUGGACGAUCCCCGCCGGCGAGACCCGCAAGAUCAAACACCUCAGGGUGUUCUUCAUCACCGCCUUCUGGAGCAUCUUCGCCUACAUCUGGCUCUACCUCAUCCUGUCUGUCAUGUCGCCGGGCGUUGUGGAGGUGUGGGAGGCCCUGGUGACCCUGCUGUACUUCCCAGUGUGUGUCAUCCUGGCUUGGAUCGCCGACCGCCGCCUGCUGUUUUACAAGUACAUGGGCAAGCGUUACCGUGCAGACAAGCGCCAUGGCAUCGUCGUGGAGACCGAGGGAGACUUGACACCCAACAAAGGCGGCAUGGAGAUGAUCAUAGACGGCAAGUUCCCACCACGAGGCGGCACCGUGGUCCCUGCUGAGAACUGCGGGGGCGGCACUCAGGAUGGCACAGCAGGCACUGCGGCCAAUAACAUCGGUGCUGCAGCGGGGGCCAUGGCAACGGGAGCCAGGGGCAACCUGCCCAACUCUAACAGCACGAUGGUCAAUGUGGAGAGCAGCAAGGAGUUGAACGAGAGCCGCAAAGAGGUGAUUCGUAUCCUGAAGGAGCUGAAGCAGAAAUAUCCUGACAAAGACCUGGACCAGCUGAUGGAGCUGGCCAACUACUACGCACUGCUGCACCAACAGAAGAGCAGAGCCUUCUACCGCAUCCAGGCGACUCGUAUGAUGAUCGGAGCUGGAAACGUCCUGAAGAAGCACGCAGCCGACCACGCUCGCCGUGCAGUCGUAGCCGACGAGGAAGCACCGGAGGAUGAAGACCUGGGGAUAUGCAGCCGCAUCUCAUUUGAAAGCGCCCACAGUCAGUGCAUGGAGAACUGCGGCAUUCUGACGCUGGCCGUGGUCUGCCAAGGGGGUCUGGGAGAGAACACCUUCUAUGUGGACUACAGGACAGAGGACGGCUCAGCCAACGCUGGGUCAGAUUACGAGUACAGCGAAGGAACUCUGGUAUUCAAACCUGGAGAGACUCGCAGAGAGAUCAAGGUUGGUAUAAUCGAUGACGACAUCUUCGAAGAGGAUGAGCACUUCUUUGUGCGCCUGCUGAAUCUGCGUGUUGGCGAUGCAGAGGGGAUGUUUGAGAGCGAUGAAGUGGGUGCGGCCCCCAAAGCUCGCUUGGUUGAGCCCCUGGUUGCCACAGUGACCAUCCUGGAUGACGACCACGCUGGCAUCUUCACAUUCAGCGAUCGCAUGGUGCGGGUGAGCGAGAGCGUGGGCACCAUGGAGAUCACGGUGGUGCGCAACUCAGGCGCCCGCGGCACUGUCAUCCUGCCCUACCACACCGAGUCAGGCACCGCCAAGGUUGGAGACGACUACGAGGACGCCCGAGGAGAGCUGGAGUUCACCAACGACCAGACCACUCAGACUUUCCAGGUGAGGAUAAUUGAUGAUGAAGAAUAUGAAAAACAUGAAAACUUCUUCAUCGUGUUGGAGGAGCCACGCUGGCUUAAGAGAGGAAUCUCAGCUCUGCUGCUCAACCAAGAGGGGGCGGAGGGGCAGAUGAGCUCUGAGGAGGAGGAGGCCCGGAGGAUAGCUGAGAUGGGGAAGCCCAUCCUGGGAGAGCACAGCCGCCUGGAGGUGGUCAUCGAGGAGUCCUAUGAGUUCAAGAGCACCGUUGACAAGCUCAUUAAGAAGACCAACUUGGCGCUGGUGAUCGGCACGCACUCCUGGAGGGAACAGUUUGUGGAGGCGGUCACUGUCAGUGCAGGCGAUGGUGAUGAUGACGAGGAGGGCCGUGAGGAGCGCCUUCCAUCUUGUUACGACUACGUCAUGCAUUUCCUCACCGUCUUCUGGAAGGUCCUGUUUGCCUGCGUCCCGCCUACAGAGUACUGGAACGGCUGGGCCUGCUUCUUGGUCUCCAUCAGCGUCAUCGGCCUCCUCACCGCCGUCAUUGGAGACUUGGCGUCACACUUCGGCUGCACCGUGGGGCUCCGGGACACUGUGACCGCUGUGGUGUUUGUGGCAUUGGGAACUUCUAUUCCAGACACCUUUGCUAGCAAAGUGGCUGCCAUGCAGGACCAGCACGCUGAUGCAUGCAUUGGUAACGUCACCGGUAGCAAUGCCGUUAACGUGUUCCUGGGGAUCGGCGUGGCGUGGUCGGUGGCCGCAGUCUACUGGAGAAUCAAAGGACAGGAGUUCAGGGUUGACCCAGGGUCGCUGGCCUUCUCCGUCACACUCUUCACCAUCUUCGCUUUCAUCUGCAUGGCGGUGCUACUGUUCAGACGCCGACCCUCCAUCGGCGGAGAGCUCGGCGGCCCAAGGGUGGCACGCAUCCUGACCAGUCUGCUGUUCCUGGGUCUGUGGUUCCUGUACAUCCUCUUCUCCAGCUUGGAGGCCUACUGCCACAUCCCCGGCUUUUAAAAAGGAGAUAAAGAAAGUUCUGGAAGAACAUUGCACAGCAACACACACAUAUACUUUUACACUAUACAGUCCACAGUUUGACAUGAAACAAGUAUAAGAUUCUUCUGUUUAAUAGGACUCACUGCAGCCUGGAGGUGUCCUGGUCUUUGAUGCAAGGAUACUGAAAUACUUCAGAUACACGUUCUCACACACACACACACACACACACACACACACACACACACACACAUACUAUAUGUACGCAUGUGUAAACAGGUCAUAACAAACACGCACACACAGUUACAGGCAUGAUAAAAGGGCGAAAGGAAGUGUUUGAAGGGCGAGAAAUGUGAAUACAAAAGGUUGCUGAAGCAAAGUUAGCAGAGAGAAGAUGGAGAGAGAAAGGAAGUGAAGUUGUCAUUCUAGAUGCGAGAAGAGGGUCAGGUCAGCCGCUGGAGGGCUGCUUCAUUCUGGGGCAUGGAAGGUUUCUUUUAAAGUCCGAUGGGUAUAGGUUGGGUUGGAGAAGCUGUCUGGUAGGAUCAGACGACGAGGAUGGGACAGAAACGUGUGCACACCGGACAGAAUAUAUUCGUUUGCACUGAAGGAACAACAUCUUUGUUUGUUUGUCCCUCCCACCUCUCGUCUGUAUCACCAACUCUACUGGUACAGCUUCGUGUGUCUUCACUGACGAGGUGGAGCGCUGUGUGAAAAAAUGAGUGGAAUGUUUACAAUAACAAUAACAUUAACGUUUGUUUACUACAGGAAGUUCUCAUAAAGUGGUGAUUCUUGUCUAACACUGUAUAGAAGGCGGUUCUCCACACGCACUGUAAAUAGUAAAAACCGGUGUAUAUAGAGUGUAGUGUUUUCAGUAGGCAGACAGUGAUGCCUACAACUGAAAAAGUCAGAGAGGGUGCAAAAAAUAUUCCCUCAGACUGUGCGGCUACUAUUCUGUACAGAAAGUCAAAUUACAGCAAAAACAGUCAGGUUUCUGCCGCUUCUGCCCGAAAAAGCUCCAACGGUUUUAAAAUUCAUGCACAGGCUGAAACGUCACUGAUCCCAAACAUUAGAGAAUACAGUUUAAUAAGAGUGGGAUUAAUGAUGACUUUGGCAACACUAAACAGAGACUAAAGUCUUACCUGACCAAACAAAUGGAAGAUGCACUGGUGAAAUAAGAGCCAUAACUCCCCAGCAUCCUACGUUCCAAUUAGAGGUGUCUUUAUUGGAUGGUUUCCAGGGUAACCACAGCCCCUCUGACAAAGGUUUGUAUAUCAAACGGAGGCAUUAUUUUCUGCAUGUAUAGACAGAUAUGGAGCAUCUUCACAUAAAUCACUUAUAUACUAUGUAAAAGAGAAAUCCUGUAAAUUAAAUCCCUGCAUUCGUGCGUCUGCUCAGUGAACUCAUCUGGUUCUUGAUAUUAAAUCGUCCUGUUUAAAUCUGUGUGUGUAGGCAGACAGGAAGGAGGAGAGGUGUUUGGUCCAGUGGAUGAUCUGGGUGGAACCAAAAAAAAAAAAAAACAUUUCCUCCUCAGAGGGACCAAAUAUGUGCUCACACUCAAAACCCACGUGGGAACUUUGUUCGAUUGUUGUUGCUCCAUCCAGACGGACUGAGAUCUGAGUGCAGACACUAAACUACAGUCCGUCAUCACUGUGUCAUUGUGGGUAGUGACAGACUAAUCCAUUGGUGUGGCAUGUAUCCUAACAGACUAAUCCAUUACCCUUAGUGACAGCAGCAUGGUCGGACAAACAUGCAUGGAUGGUCGAACAAGACUUAACAGUGUUAGUUUACUUUCAAGAGUGAAAUACAGAGUAGAUUACAGUUAAAUCAGUAAAAAACAGAUUCCACUCACCAACAGUCAGUCUGAAGCAUGUUGAUUAGGAUGCAUGAUCCUAAACUGCACAUAAAUUGGUAUGCAGGUUGCUAGUCUACACCACACCGAUGCUUCAGAUAGCACCCAUACAAUGCCUUAAGGAAAACUCUCAAGUAAAAAUCUAGUAUUCAAGCUUCAGCUGUACAAACUGUCCGGGCUGCACUUUAUUUGGUGUAACUAAAACAUACUGUGUUGUGUUUUUAUUUUUUCUUUAGUUGACAAACUAUUAGUGUGCAGUACAUGAAGGUCGAGUCACUGGAGGAAAACUAUGAACUGUGUGAAGUUCAAAUGUAACACUGGAUCCAGCUGAAACCCCCAUUCAUCUGUGCUUAGAGCACAACAGAAGUACCAGAUAUGCUAAAGAUUACUUCCCAUUUUAAUGGAAAGUCUGCACAUUGUUUAAAAGAGCUAAGGUCUAUCGUCUACUGUUCUUCAGACUUUGUUUACAGUCUGUAGGUCAACAGCAGACAGGACCACAGAGAAGCUGUAGGAGCAGCACUGUCAUUGUAGGUCUAAAUCAGACAGUUUGUGUAGUCAUAGUACCAUAGCAUAGGAAAACACAUUAGAACAUACUGCCCUUUAAGGUAUGUAUGUGUUGCUCAGUAUUGCAUGGCAGAGUUGGAACAUACAGUACAAUGUUCACAAGCUAAGGAAACAACUGGCUGCUACACAGACAGUGAAAAUCAACCAGAAUGCACAACUAGAGAGCUGCAAACCAGUGACACACACUGAGCUGUAUGCACACACCCUCUGAUUUGCUGUGACAUUUACACACAGACAUUUCUUCCUUCCAACAUUGAGAUGCAAGAAGCUGAAAAGUCAGUGCUGAAAAUAAUGUCAAAACAAAUGCAGAGAGCAGUGUGCGACAUUAUAGUAUGAUGAUUAAGUUAACUAUUAGCUUAGAGUAGAAGCACCAAGAAUCCGGCAUCCUUUUUCUACCCGAGGAGGAAUUUAUCACGUUGAGACACCGCAGUCGACGUUAUUAUUACUGCAAUAUUCACUGCCUAAUAUGAGUCGCAUUAAAUAUAUUUCUGUGAGGACGUCGUACUUUGUGCUGCAGGUGUGUCACAAACACUUCACCCACAAAUGAUAAUAAGUGCUAUACAAGUGGAAUUUGUUAUUAUACAUGAUAAUAUCAGAAGGAUUCGAUUAGUUUACCCUUAACUAACUAUACUUUGUAAACUUUCUAAAAAACAAUUUUGUAUCUUUUCCUUGCAGAUAUAGCCUAGAUUUUUUUGUACUUCUACACAAUGUUUAGAAUAGUAUCAAUAUAUACAGUUGGUAGUGUAGAUUACAUCGUUACUGAAUUUAGUGGAUUAGAUUUUGAUAUAUUUCCACAGUGAGGAAGCUCCCCUUUAAACUGCUCAAACAGUGUAGUGUAUCCUAACCAGACAUCCCAAAUAAUUUACUGAAGUUCGUUGUCUGCUGACUUGUUUGUGUCUAUGUUACUUAUGUAUAUUUCUUCUCAUAAGAUAAUUUAUUUAGAUAUUUAUUUAUUUACAAGAAGAUUAUUUAUCUAUGGAUAAGCUGUGCCGCAGGUCCUUGAAGCGAACAGUUAAGUUCAAGGAGCGUGGUUUCAAUGUGCAAUACAGAAUAAAAUUAAAACACAUCUUAGUUCGUUAGUAGCUUUGACAAGAGGUCUUUUUCUGCUCCAGUGUUCGUUGUAACCCGCUGCCAACGUACAUUUCUUCAUUCAGUUCCCUUGAAGGAGGAGUUUUUGAGUGUAAGUAGCAUGUUUACAUGAAGAAACAGUGUGGAACAUUGCCAGUGUAAUUGUCAGUCUCGGGUUGUCGUGAGCUGAAGAGGGACUCUUUGUAGAUAUCAGUGGUGGCCGUGAGGCAGGUCAGUGGUGUGUGAGGCUGUAACAGUAGCUUAACUGUAGUCUACUCACUAAACCACAAAGUGGGACCAAGAUUACACAUCACACACCAACACACACACACCCAGGUCUGCUGAACUCUUGUGUAAUCGAUGACUGGGUACGAAAUGAUCACCACCAGCGGGUACAGGAUGGAUCAGCUCAGAUGAUGUGCCCAGCGUUGUCCCAGCAGAUGUGACCCAGGCGUGGCUCAGCAGCCCAAAAGCAGAACUGUCUACAAUGUUCGGACAAUGUUCCAUGUUUCCAUGAACUUCUGUACUAACUGUCAGGCUUCGGCCUUUGCUGUUCUGUAGCUAGAUGUGAUGCCUCCCCAUCCAGCCUCUCCUCCUCACCCACCCCUCCCCAGUGUGUGUCUGUGUUUGCUUCCCCUCUGUAUUCCUCUGCAGAUGCAUGAUGAAUCCCAGUGUACAUGUGUUAGCAGCAUGGUCUACUGUGAUGGACGCCUAUCGGCACAUUUUAUCGGGUUGAUUCCCCACACUUCGAAUCCCAUACACCAGAAGCUCUUUGUGAAAUAAAAUAAGCAAGUGGCACACACAGACACAACCACGACUCCGUACAGAUAGACUGAAGACACACACACACACACACACACACACACACACACACACACACACACACACACACACACACACACACACACACACACACACACACACACACACACACAGCAUUUAUGGAUUCAGUGUCUACUGCUUAUUUGUUUUGUUACCUUUAGAAGCUGUGAAAAGAGAGUGAGCUCUGUUGUGUCCGCAACGAGCAACAUCCCAGGUCAUCUUUUUGUUUGUUGGUGUACAAUAUUUCUGUGUCUGUGUAAGUGUUCCCCCUCUUCUUCUUCCCCUUCUCCUUCCUCUCUUCCUUCUCCUUACUCCUCCUCUUCUCCUCCUCCCAUUCACUCCCUCCCCGGUCUUGCUCUUCAAUGUGUCUCUGUGAAGUUUUUUCCUGUGAUGAAAAUUUCUCUCUCUGCCUGAACCUUUGUAGGGAAAUAAUGACUGAGUUACUACAAUAUCUUGUGAUAGAAAUAUACAUUUAUUCAAUACUGUAAUAAAUUAUUAACUGAAGAUGAUAUUUAAGUUUUUUUAUGAAAUGCAGAAAAAAAAAUUCUUAGAAAAAAAAUGGCAACCUGUUUUUGAAAAAACGGCAUGAGGUGUAAUGUGUUACCGAAAGAAAAUGAAGGUCUUUAAUCAAGUGAAGUUGACCUUAUUGGAAUAUAGUUCAUUUAUUUUCAAGG